This is a messenger RNA of Daldinia decipiens, 1712 nucleotides long. Its product is annotated as Ribokinase-like protein. Gene Ontology annotation, cellular component: cytosol; nucleus. The record is from RefSeq and is a predicted model, not a curated record. NCBI's taxonomy places the organism in Eukaryota, Fungi, Ascomycota, Sordariomycetes, Xylariales, Hypoxylaceae. Bases 376 to 1692 code for a protein of 438 amino acids. Gene Ontology annotation, molecular function: adenosine kinase activity. Gene Ontology annotation, biological process: purine ribonucleoside salvage. The transcript is spliced from 4 exons.
GGUUAAGUGGAGAUCCUAUUACAAAAAAGAUGAAUUCCGAUCAAAGUCUCGCGUGACGAGGGUCGACAGAUGGAACCAUACGUAGUCGUAUGUACCUAACCUAGAUAACUUUCGUCUUUCGUAUAUCCUCGGUAGGGCAUGAUAUCAUACGACGGAGCUAGCCUUGAUAAAGAAGUUAAAAUACCUCUAAAAGUAAUCGCGUUUUUUUUAUUUUUAUAAAAGUUGCACCUGUAUAAAUACACUCGAUGUUCCAUUUCUCUAGGUUAGGUUCUUUCCAAAGGAUGCCGACUUUGUCUUAUCGUCUUAUCGUCUUAUUAAUAGCGCGUGAGAUUUUAAUGUGAAUAGUAAUACAGCACAUACCUAGGAAGUAAGAGAAUGCCGUUCUCCACCUGCCUUCCCUCCGGGUUGAUCCCUCGGACAAUCUCAAAAGCGCUACGAUUCUAUAAUAACCCCACCAACACCGCCCACGUCGCUUCCUACGCUUCCUACGCUUCCUACGCUUGUGCCUGUACAGCCGUCCCGCUCUCCUAUAAAAUCUCACCCCGCCAAAAUAAGGGUCUUUCUACUUUAACACAACCGCCGAAUCUUUUACCUUUAUCAACAUCGUCUACCACCACACGACGACGCUUCCAAUCUACAAUGGCUGCUAACAAGGAAUACGUACUCCUCGCUUUGGAGAACCCUCUUCUGGAUAUCCAGGCCCAAGGCAAUGAGGAGCUGCUCAAGAAGUACAACCUUAAGGCUAACGAUGCGAUCCUGGCCUCUCCCGAGCACAUUCCCAUCUACGAGGAAUUGUUAAACAACUACGAUGCCAAGCUGAUUGCCGGUGGUGCCGCCCAGAACACGGCCCGUGGAGCUGCUUACAUACUCCCGCCUAACAGCGUUGUCUACCUUGGUGGUGUCGGCAAUGACAAGUACGCUGACAUCCUCCGCGAUGCCGUCAAGCAGGUUGGCCUGAGGGUCGAGUACCGCGUCGACCCCGAGACCCCCACCGGCAGGUGCGGUGCCAUCAUCACCGGCCACAACAGGAGCUUGGUCACCGACCUUGCUGCUGCCAACCUCUACGAUAUUGACCAUCUUAAGAGCCCCAAGAUCUGGGAGCUCGUUAAGAACGCCGAGUUCUACUACGUCGGUGGUUUCCACUUCACCGUCUGCCCCCCUGCUAUCCAGGCUCUCGGCGAGGAGGCUGCUGCCAACAACAAGACGUUCAUCGUGAACAUGAGCGCGCCCUUCAUCGCCGAGUUCUUCAAGGACCCGCUCGAUGCAUCGUCACAAUACUGGGACUACGUGAUCUGCAACGAGUCCGAGGCCGCCGCCUACGCGCGCUCGCACUCCCUGUCUGUUGCCGAGACCGACGUUGCAGGUAUCGCCAAGGCCCUUGCCAACCUACCCAAGGCCAACACCAAGAAGCCUCGUGUUGCCGUCGUCACCCAGGGUACUCUACCUACCAUUGUUGCUAUCCAAGGCCAGGACGAGGUCAAGGAGUUCCCUGUCCACGCCAUUGACGCUUCCAAGAUUACCGACACCAACGGUGCUGGUGAUGCAUUCGCUGGUGGUUUCGUUGCUGGUCUCGUCCAGGGCAAGUCCCUCGAAGAGAGCGUCGAUGUCGGCCAGUGGCUCGCGCGCCUGAGCAUCCAGGAAUUGGGUCCUUCAUACCCCUUCCCCAAGCAGGCCUACCAACCCUCCUCGUAAAUCGCCUUUCUCCUGAGACA